Molecule: messenger RNA, 765 nt
Organism: Penicillium brasilianum
Lineage: Eukaryota; Fungi; Ascomycota; Eurotiomycetes; Eurotiales; Aspergillaceae
Source: the annotation of a GenBank genome assembly
AUGUUCAGACACGGCCAGACUCAAGCUCCCUCCGGCUUCCAGGCGCAUGGUACGCCAAUCCCGUGGGCAGAGAUUUUCUCUCGGCAUGAAGCCGUACUUGCCUCGCAUCUCGAGAUGCUCGAUUCCGUGAAGAGCCAAAUUGCGCCAGACGGCGAAGCCUUUCGGACAUUGUCCUCCAUGGUGACCAAAACGAUACAAGCGAUGAACCAGUCCAAAGUGGCUCGCAAGCAAAUGCUCAACCGAAACGCACCUGAAAAUCCAUUCAAUAAUCCCCACUCCUCGUCCUCCGCAUCGAAGAUGAACGAACGACCUACCGCUACUCCGCAAUCGACGGAGACAGAGACCAGUUGUCGGAAGAAGAGAUGCAGGACCGAGAAAGCGGAGGUGGAUAUGCAAAAUCAAGUCCAAAGUUUAGAAGAAGACCCCCGAGCUUCUAAACGCCGGCGCGAUCUCAUCGGGGAAGAUGCACGAAGUGCGCACUAUGCCUCGUCCGGUUCACAAGAGACGGAAGACAUAUCUGCAGAGGUUCAGAGACGUCUCAAGAUUAAAGAGGAAAAGCGGCGAAUGCGAGAGAAAACCAAGCCAGAAAAGCGCAAGCGCGAGAGUCUGGUAUCGAAUGACGGCGCUUCGCCCGCCGAAGCAAAUCACAGGAAGAAGCGCGCGCGGCGGACGAGCAGCGACCUGAAGAGAAAUGGAGAGCCACUGGUUGAAAAAGAGGCAGAUGAGAAGACAAGACGAUUCAAGAGAGCACGCAAUGGGGGCUAA